UCACUCGGCGCCGAAUUCAUUGGCUCAUUCUCGCUACGAAAGCGGUCCGCAAGAGUAUUUAAGCUGGGUUCCGAGCGCUUUAAAAAACAUAAAAGUGUCCGUUUGGCUUGAUCACAUACAGAUUAACUGCAAAAUGACCACGAACUCCGUAAAAAAGAAAGUAAAGCAUCACCGAACGGGAAAACCUAAUUCAUCCAGAGGAAUUCGUGCAGAGUUCCAGGAGAGAGAGAAAAUUACAUAUUUGGCACAGGCAAAUCAUCUUCCCAUGGAGGAAUUUUUACCAGCAAAAGUAGCCAAUGGUCCUCGCGACAUUCCGGUCCAUAAUGGAGACUGUACUAGCCCCACAAAGACUGGCUUGCAGAAGGACACCGAGGCAAUGGAUACCCCAUUGUCCAUUCAAUACGAGCGGGAGGUACGACCAUGCAUUGAUCUCAUUGAUUCUCUGAGAGGAUUUGGUGUGGAUAAGGAUCUCGGACUUCCAGCCAUUGCAGUGAUUGGUGACCAGAGCUCUGGGAAGAGCUCAGUGUUGGAGGCGCUCUCAGGAGUGGCCUUUCCCAGAGGGAGUGGAAUUGUAACAAGAUGCCCACUUGAAUUGAAGUUAAAAAAUGUCAAAAAAGCAAAUGUUUGGAAGGGGAAAAUCAGCUACAAGGAUUAUUCGAACAAACUCAGUAGUGCAGCUGAGGUGGAACAAGCAAUUCUCAAAGCCCAGGACAGUAUUGCAGGGAAGGGAGUGGGAAUCAGCCAUGAACUAAUCAGCCUUGAAAUUGAAUCCACCAAUGUCCCUGACCUGACUCUGAUAGACCUGCCGGGUAUCGCCCGAGUCGCCGUUGGUAACCAGCCCCAAGAUAUCGGAGACCAGAUUAAGAGACUCAUUAGAUUGUUUAUUCAGAAACAAGAGACAGUUAACCUUGUGGUCGUGCCUUGUAACGUCGACAUAGCAACCACAGAAGCACUGAAAAUGGCCCAGGAAGUGGACCCUACUGGAGACAGAACUUUGGGUAUUUUGACCAAACCUGACCUGGUGGACAAAGGAACAGAGAAGAACGUAGUUGACAUUGUGAAGAACCUGACAGUAGAGCUGGAGAAGGGAUACAUGAUCGUUAAGUGUCGUGGCCAGAACGACAUCAAUGAAAAUAUAUCACUGGUGGAUGCAAUCGCAAAGGAAAAGGAAUUUUUUGAAGACCACGAACAAUUUCGGCCACUUUUGGAGGACGGAAAGGCAGGCAUCCCAAAUUUGGCCGUUCGGCUUACAAAGGAACUUGUCAACCACAUUAAUAAAUCAUUGCCUCAGUUGCGAAAUCAAAUAGAAACCAUGCUGAACCAGUCGCUGCAAACCCGCAAGAAGUACAGCCACGCAGUCCCCAAUUCUUACCCCGAGCAAAUAACAUUCUUAAUCGAGAAAAUCAACAGCUUCUGCAGCCACAUAAAAAAUCUGACCAUGGGGGAGGAACCUCAGGACAAGGUAGAUGGCGUGAGGUACAUCACCAUAGUACGAAAUGAGUUUGAUGAAUGGAACACAUUCCUGAACGAACGUAUAUCAAAAUUCACAACUCACAUGAAAAAUGUAGUUCUCGAAUAUGAAAACUCAUACCGUGGAAGAGAGCUGCCGGGGUUUGUCAACUACAAUACCUUUGAAUCCUUCAUUAAGGAAGAGAUCUCUGCACUGGAAGAUCCAGCUAUUACGAAACUGAAGACAAUCACAGAUAUCACAAGGGAUAUUUUUAUGGUCAUUGCCGAGCAACAUUUCAAUGCCUUUGGUAACCUGUCCAAAGCUGCCAAGGUCAAAAUCGCAAUUAUGAGCAACAAACAAGAAACGGAAGCAGAAAAGCUGCUGCAGGCCCAGAUUAAGGUUGAGUGUGUGGUGUAUUCUCAAGACAGUCUCUACAGUGAGUGCCUUUCUAAAGCAAAAAGCAAUUCGUCAAAAGAUGCUACACAUGGCAGCAUCCAAGAAAUGUCGUAUCAUCUCCGAGCAUAUUACAAGAUUGUCUCUCAUCGACUGGCUGACCAGAUCCCCAUGGUCAUACGCUGCUACAUUUUAAACGAAUUUGCUGACAAACUCCGGACAGAUAUGCUUCAACUCAUCCAAGAUAAGGAUCGCAUCAAUGUUUAUCUAAUGGAAGAUGAAGACACACAGAGGAAGAGAGAUGACCUCAAUUGCAAAAUAGACCGAUUGAGAAAAGCGCAGAAGACAUUGCUUGAAUUUGGUUAAAUGAGCAUUGAACGAAGGUCCUUGAAUACUGUAAAGAUGUGUUUAUAUUUUGCUUGCUAAUUUUUAUAUUUCUUGCUAACUUCCGCUCUUGAAGGGAUUGAAUCCUUACUACUGUUUAGUCUCGGAGUUAACAAUCAUUCUUUGGUACCCGCGGCCUUUAUUCCUGUCUAUUUGCAAAAUGACAAUCUAUCCAUGGACAGGUACAUGGAUAGGAUAGACUUAGAAGAAUAUGGACCAAACACAGGCAGGUGGAACUAGUGCAGAUGGGACUUGCGGGUCAGCAUGGGCAAGUUGAGCCUGUUUCCACAUUCUUUGACUAUAUAUUUGCGUUAAAGGAACUUAGGGUCCUCCUCACCCAAUUUCCAUAUUUGUGAUCUUCCUCCUGGCUAAUGUCCUCUUUCCAAACUAGGGAUAUACUUGCUCCCAUCCCAUCCUGACUGAGAUUGACUAACUCUGAAAAACAUGAAUUGAUUUUAAAUUGAAGGUAGACACAAAAUGCUGGAGUAACUCAGCGGGACAGGCAGCAUCUCUGGAGUGAAGGAACGGGUGACGAGACCCUUCACCCUCCAGCAUUUUGUGUCUCAUCUUUGGUGUAAACUAGCAUUUGCAAUUCCUUCCUACACAUAUUGAUCUUAAAUUGUCUGUAUAUUGAGCAGCUCGGUGUAAACUUGUUGAAGCUGUCAAGGAACCUUUAAUUGUUUUUUGAUGCAUCUUAUGUGGAAUCUCUUUGCUUAAUGGACACACAAGAGAUUGAUUUUGCCCGAAACGUCUUCUGCCCUUUUCCACAGAUGCUGCCUGACCCGCUGAAUUCCUCCUGCACUUUGUUUUUACACUUAGCUAAUGUUCCCCGGCAAUUACAUUCCGUAUAAUGUUUUGGAUGUGAAAUUGGAAUUUAAAGUGUGAUUAAAUUUAAAUUAAUUCUAAUCACACUUUAAAAUUGUAAUCAAGUUUUAAAACAAAUUUGGAUUUGACUUGGAAGCAAAUAGAUAAUUAUCAGGUAUAGCAUUCACAAGGAUACAGAAUGGUGGAAUUUAGUGUUUGAUAUGUUUGCUUUGUUACACUGGCAAUUUUUCCUCUGGUGUUGAUUGUUCACAUUGCUGAGAAAAUGUUUGUUUAAAAUGUUAUUCAACGUAGCACAUAAGGCAUUGUAGUCUUGCUAAGCUAUUUCUAAUAUACAUAUACUUCCCUA
This is a messenger RNA of Amblyraja radiata (thorny skate), 3398 nucleotides long. RefSeq names its product interferon-induced GTP-binding protein Mx3-like. Lineage: Eukaryota; Metazoa; Chordata; Chondrichthyes; Rajiformes; Rajidae. The transcript is spliced from 15 exons. Gene Ontology annotation, molecular function: GTP binding; GTPase activity; microtubule binding. The record is from RefSeq and is a predicted model, not a curated record. Gene Ontology annotation, cellular component: synapse; nucleus; plasma membrane. The coding region runs from base 134 to 2209 and encodes 691 amino acids. Gene Ontology annotation, biological process: receptor internalization; defense response to virus; synaptic vesicle budding from presynaptic endocytic zone membrane.